Rhododendron vialii is the source of this 1626-nucleotide messenger RNA. Its product is annotated as bet1-like SNARE 1-2. The record is from RefSeq and is a predicted model, not a curated record. Bases 288 to 665 code for a protein of 125 amino acids. Lineage: Eukaryota; Viridiplantae; Streptophyta; Magnoliopsida; Ericales; Ericaceae. The transcript has 5 exons.
CUUCUCUUUCCCCAUUAGUCAAAAUUAUUCCUAGUCAUUCAUUCCGUUUCGAUUCUCCUUUCAAUCCUCUUGAUCUGUUUCUGUCAAAUCUACGGCUUCGAUUCCAAUUUUCCACGCAUUCUUUACAGUUUCACUCAUCAUCUCAGAUUUCUUUCUUCGGCUUUCAAUCUCCAAUCACCCGCCAUUUUUCUUUCUUCGAUUGCCUGAUUUUCAUCCACCGUUUCAGUUUCUUCUUAGAGAUAUAUAUUUUGUCUUAAAAUCAUCGGCGUGGUGAAAUUCUACGGGCCAUGAGCAACCGCAGGGAUUACCGUGCCUCUAAAGCGGCUCUGUUUGAUGGCAUUGAUAACAUUGAGGAAGGUGGCAUUCGGGCCUCUUCCUCUUACUCUCGAGAGAUUGAUGAUCAUACCAAUGACAAAGCUUUAGAUAGCCUGGAAGAUAGAGUCAGCUUCCUAAAGAGAUUAACAGGUGAUAUACAUGGGGAGGUGGAGAAUCAUAACCGCAUGUUGGAUCGAAUGGGCACUAAGAUGGAUGCAACGAGGGGAAUCAUGUCAGGAACUAUGGAUCGGUUCAAGAUAGUACUUGAGAAGAAAUCAAGUCGGAAGAUGUUCAAACUUGCGGCAUAUUUUGUAGUUUCUUUCUUUGUCAUGUACUAUUUCAUUAGGUAAACCAUCUAUCUUUACUUUCUAUUACGUCGCAUGCAAGCCGUCUGUCUGUUUGCCUGCCCAUCUGUCUGUAUGUGUUUGUGUGGAAUGACUCAGACACAUGCACCUGAGCCUUAAUGAGGACUCUUAACCUUCAUCUUUUGGGUGGCUGGGAUGCCACUAAGCUCUUACAGCAUCUAUUUUUGUUUCAGUGAGAAUUGAACUUUAAAUAUUUUAAAGAUUGGGAUGAAGCAUCGUUUUAUUGCCCAUGGAACUGGGGUUAUGACUUUGAUGAAUGUAUCUGCAUAUUUUCAUAUAUUUGUUCGCAUCCAUCUGGUAACGACGAUAAAUCAGGACACAUAACUGUAAGCUUCAUGCCUCUUUUCCUUGGGUUGCUUACCGGUUGUUUCUGGUUGCAUUAUUUGCAUGUAACACUAAUUAGUAGUGAGUCUGCUUCCAUUUAUGCUUGGGCUUGAUCAAAUCCAUGCGCAUAUAGAUGCCUAGACAAACGAGCAAAAGCGCACGGGCGAGCGAAUAUUUGCACGUGCUCGCGUGUCCGUCAGGAAUAGCAAAUUCCUGCUAUUGAUGUUCUAACUUCCAACUCACCUUUCUCGUUUGCAGGGUUUUCAGAGUUUUCAUGUAUGGUUAAAGUUGAAUUUUGAAGCCGGACUGAUGUACUCUGAUUAACGGGUAGUAGCUAAAACAAACAGAAUUAGAUUAUAAGUUUAUGGAACUUCCCUUUCACUGAAUUGGUGAGACAGCUGGGAGAAAAACGCUUUGUGGUUGCGAGUCAUAAUAAUCCACAGGGGAAGUUGUAUUUUUUGUGCUCAUAUGGAUUGUCAUUAUUUUCUGCUGGUAGUUGGUUUCACUGAGGUUAUGUAAACCUGAAUAAUUCAUGGUUUCUGCACAGACUUUUUGUUGGCUACACUGUAAUUAGAAUACAUUAACAUGUGAUUUGUUAUCGGAAUUACCAUGUGAUUUGUCA